AUGUCAGUCGCUAAAAGUUGGAUAGUACUAGGUAACCCGACACAUAGUUUAUGCUGCAGGUGCAUAGUCGUAACCACCGUCGUCGUCGUCAUCAUCACCCUCCAUAAAUGCAACUGGAAGAAAGCUUACGGAACCUGCAUGCCCAUUGAAAACAGUUUCUUCAAUGCAAGUUGCAGGAGCAUGAUCAUUGUCGUGGACAUAUUUGUUGCACCAGAGGGCAAUGGCCUUGGCAACGAGUGGCAUUUUUCUGAGGUAGUACGUAGAGGAAGAAGGAGAGAAGAAAUGGGAAGGUAUAAGAGAGUAGUGGUUGUGAGUUUGAGUAUAGAAGAGAGUCGACGGUGUUUAUAUAGGGUAAGGGUAGGUGUGGAGCUCGUUUUGGCACAAGCAAGCCACGAGGGGAGUGUGUGCAUUUAUGCUUGGGGUGUGAGCAUGACUCGGUCCCAGGAUGUGUGGUGCUAUAUGGAGCAGCCACGUAGGAAAUCCUAUUGA
Sphenostylis stenocarpa is the source of this 489-nucleotide messenger RNA. Lineage: Eukaryota; Viridiplantae; Streptophyta; Magnoliopsida; Fabales; Fabaceae. The record is from the annotation of a GenBank genome assembly.